Molecule: messenger RNA, 1056 nt
Organism: Eremomyces bilateralis CBS 781.70
Lineage: Eukaryota; Fungi; Ascomycota; Dothideomycetes; Eremomycetales; Eremomycetaceae
Product: DNA glycosylase
Exons: 1
Biological process (GO): base-excision repair, AP site formation
Molecular function (GO): mismatch base pair DNA N-glycosylase activity
Source: RefSeq, a predicted model, not a curated record
GUACACCGUAGUACCAGGACAUAUAACUUAUAAGUACCGUCAAUGUUCUCUAAAUAACCAAUCCCUUCUAAAAUCUGCUCUGUGUCCGAAAAUAUUUAAGCAGACAUGGCCGUAACACGUCAAACAAGAGCCUCGGCCAGAGUGUUAAGUGACACUGCACUCAGUCAACUGUCGAAAAGAGCUGGAGAGACUAACGGGAAGCCCCCUCUGCUUGAGAAGUCCGAGGGAAGACCCGAAUCCUCGUUCCAAGGGAAAUUAGAGCAGUUUCAAUUCGCGGACGCCGCCAAAGAGCCAGGAACCAGAGCAAAAAAUGCGGCAGACCAGGAACCUCUAUCCCGAACUCGCUCGCCCCUCAAACGAGGCCGCGUCGAUGUCGUGAGCGAAUCCACCAAAUCUCCCUCCCGCUCCGCCUCCUCCUCCCCAUCCAAACGCUCCCGCCCUUCCAGCAAAUACGCCGCCCCCUCCAAAUACGCGCACCUCUCCCCUCUCCGCGACAUCCUCGCCCCCCACCUCAUCUGCAUCUUCAUCGGCGCCAACCCCGGUAUCCAAACUGCCACGUCCGGGCACGCCUACGCGCACCCGUCCAACCUCUUCUGGAAGCUCCUCCACUCCUCCGGAUGCACGGACCGCCGCUGUCGGCCGGAGGAAGACGCCGAGCUCCCGCGGCUGUACGCGAUGGGGAACACGAACAUCGUGGAGCGGCCGACGCGCGACGUGGGGGAGCUAUCGAAGGCAGAGAUGGUGGCGGGGACGGCGGUGUUGGAGGAAAAAGUGGCGAGGUGGAGGCCCGAGGCGGUGUGUAUUGUGGGUAAGGGGAUUUGGGAGGCGGUAUGGCGGUAUCGGCAUGGGCGGUAUCCGAGGGCGGGGGAGUUUGCGUAUGGGUGGCAGGAGGUGGGGGAGAAUAUGGGGAAGGUGGAGGGGGAAGAGGGGUGGGAUGGGGCGAGGGUGUUUGUGGCGGCGAGUACGAGUGGGGUGGCGGCGUCGUUGAAGCCGGCGCAGAAAGAGGAGAUUUGGAGGCCGUUUGGGGAGUGGGUGAAGGGGCGGAGGGAGGAGAGG